UGCUUCAUCUCUGUUUCAAUUCUAAAUUUCAAGUUUCAUCCUUUUCGAUUUCUACAGAUUUGGGUUGUUCUAUUUUGUCGUUUUAAUUCGUGGGUUGAUUGUACUUUUUGUUGAAUUUGGAUUCGUGGGUUAUUGAAUUUUGCUAUGUCUGAUCAUGUUCACGGUAGUUUCGUCCAAGGAUGAUGAUGAUGAUUCAUGUUCAUACAUAGUCUUUGAAUAGAGUUAUUGAGAAUGUUUACUAAUAGUGGAAGACAAGAGGAACGAACUGGGAAACAUGGAACACCAAGGCUUCAGUAUCUACAGGAGCUUGUGAGUCAGUUUCAGAAUGCAACUGAUGAAGAAACAAAGGAGAGAAUUGUAGCAAACUUGGGGAAUUUUUCAUAUGACCCGUACAACUACACUAUUUUACGUCAGCUAAAUGUCUUGGAGCUAUUCAUAGACUGUCUAACAGAGCCAAAUGAGAAGCUUGUGGAAUUUGGAAUAGGAGGAAUAUGCAACGCUUGUGCCGAGCCAAACAAUGUUACUAUCAUUGUCCAAGCUGAUGGAACUCCUCUUAUAAUCAAAUGUUUAUCAAGUCCUGUACGAAAGACUGUGAACUACGCGCUUGGGGCUUUGUACUACAUGUGUGACUAUAACAGAGCAACAAGAGAGCAGAUUUUGAAAGAAGAAGUGGUGGAUCUCAUCGAGAGGUACGCAGCUGCUGAAUCAGUCAGUGUAAGCUUUAGUAACUUGGCCAAGGCAUUUCUUGACAAGCAUGUUCAUCAUGCAAACACAUGAGAGUAAUGAAAUUUUCUAUAUUUUUGUUCUGUUGAGUUUGAUUCAGCUUGUAUAUCUAUCAAUAGGCAAAAAAAUGCAAACGCUACCAUUGAUGUUUUGAUUUUUGAAGAUUCAGAAAGAGUUUAGUUGCGUCUUGUGAUAAUGUAGAUGAGUAAUGUUUAAGGCUAAACUGAUGAAUUAUAUACUUGUGUGAAAUCGAA
Capsella rubella is the source of this 977-nucleotide messenger RNA. RefSeq names its product armadillo repeat-containing protein 7. Gene Ontology annotation, molecular function: protein binding. The transcript is spliced from 7 exons. The record is from RefSeq and is a predicted model, not a curated record. Lineage: Eukaryota; Viridiplantae; Streptophyta; Magnoliopsida; Brassicales; Brassicaceae. The coding region runs from base 232 to 777 and encodes 181 amino acids.